CCUGAGUCACUCUGACAAGCUGUUUGUGUACUGUACAGAUCAGCUGUCAGAGUUUUGUCUCAUCCUCAGCCGCCAGCUCCACUGACACCGUCAGGAUGGCACAGCAGGAGUGGAAAAGCAUCUUCCAGAACAAAGCAGAUAGCCUUCCACAGGGAGACUCCUGGAGUCUGGAGUUUGAUGACAGAAUUGUGCCUAACAGCCCAGACCCGGGCUGGGUGCAGUACAUCAGGAACACAAGUGCAAGGUUCAAAUGCACCAAGUGUGGCAGAGCCUGGCCUUCCAACUGGGUGAAGGUGGUCUUCCAUAUGCGCCUGACACACGGGCAGGGCCAGGUCAAGGUGAGGCGCUUCCGUCAGAACUGCAAGAUGUGCGCAGCAGCUCCCAAGGAGGAGCCCAGCAUCACCUCCGAGAACAUCGACAUCCUUCUGGAGAAUCUGGUGGACAAGAUAAGAAUUAAAUGCUACCACGAAGACCUGGGCAGAGGGAACAGACCGUUUGUGAACCUGGACGUCAGAAGUCCCCAUGAGCCUGCUCAUUGUGAGGCCUGUUCUCACGGCAUCUGUACAAGGAAUUGAGCUUGUGUUGCUUUUAAGUCAGACUUAUGUUAAUUUAAAAUAUAUAUAUAUUUUACUCUGAGAAACUCAAGAGUUUUAAUGAUGUCUUAUGCUGAAGCUCAUAUUAACAAAGCAUCAAUCCUAUUAGACUUUCUCUCUUGUCACUCUGUUGCAUUACCCACUCUAUCAUAUCUAAAGCUUUCAUUUCUAUUCUUAUUGACAGUCAGUUUCCUUUAACAUAUUUAUUUGUCUGUUCAAAUGCAUUAAACAAACAGAAAUAUCAGAUAAAUGAAGCUUUUAC
This is a messenger RNA of Chelmon rostratus (copperband butterflyfish), 855 nucleotides long. Its product is annotated as receptor-transporting protein 2-like. The coding region runs from base 96 to 575 and encodes 159 amino acids. Lineage: Eukaryota; Metazoa; Chordata; Actinopteri; Chaetodontiformes; Chaetodontidae. Gene Ontology annotation, biological process: protein insertion into membrane; protein targeting to membrane. The record is from RefSeq and is a predicted model, not a curated record. Gene Ontology annotation, molecular function: olfactory receptor binding. The transcript is spliced from 2 exons.